This is a messenger RNA of Rotaria sordida, 1785 nucleotides long. Lineage: Eukaryota; Metazoa; Rotifera; Eurotatoria; Philodinida; Philodinidae. The record is from the annotation of a GenBank genome assembly.
AUGGCUGAAGAUAAUGAUGAUAAUAAAACUGAAAAAAUACUGCAAUUACAAUUACUUAUUGAACAAGAAAAAACAAAACAAAAAGAGAUAGAUAUUGUUAUUCAACAAGAAAAAACAAAACAAAUAGUUGAAAUCGAACGAAUAAAGCGACUGAAAGUACAAUAUGGCCAAUCUUUGUCAUCAGGAAAUAUAGAACUGAGUUCAUUAAGAAACUAUCAAGAUUAUUACGACCAUGCUGUUAAGGGUAAUAUUAAUCCACUUGACAUUAAUUCUUUAUUAAAUAGUAAUAGUUAUUUUGACGAUGAUGAUUAUUUUGAUAAUCAUAUAGCACCUUUAAUUAAAGCUUAUUUAAAUGAUCCGUCAUUAAAUCUUCCAAUACCAGAAGCAGAUAUUCAAGAACGAUUUGGUAACUUAAUAAUUCAAUUAUUAAUGAUACUUGAUGAUAGAGCAUCAUUGAAAUAUUUAACAACAUGCAAUACAACUAUAGAAGGACGUCGAUUUGAUUAUAGUUUUAUAUAUAAAAAUAUUAAUAUCAACAUCAGGAAACAAUUUCAAUGUUUAGGAGAUUUUAUUGUUUGUAUUGGUGAAUACAAGUCAUCAGAAGAUUCUAUAGCAAAUACAAAACAUAUUGGACAAGUGUGUCAAUAUUUCGAUAGUAUAUUAAAACUACAGCGUCGUCAAAAGAUCUAUGGUUUUUUAACUAAUUUCGUAUACAUAAAAUUUUUUUAUGUUGAAAAGAAAAAGGAUUCGUCUUUAUGUAAUUAUUAUCAAAGCUAUGAUUUAGAAAUGUUUAAUUAUUGGUCUCAAACAUCACCAGUUGUUCCUUCGAUGACAACAGCUGAACAAGCGAACUAUAGAUAUUUAAAUAAAGAUACAUGGAAAUUAUUUACAAAAUUUUUAACAAUGAACACGGACUUUUACGAAUAUGAAACAUUAUAUAUAAAUCCACGUGAUUAUUUAUUUGCUAAUAAAUAUAAUAUAAGAAAAAAAUUAGGAAAUGGUGCAACUUCAAUGGUUUAUUUAUUAGUAAAAAAUGAAGAUAAUUUAUUGAUUAAUGAUUUACAUCAAUGUGUAAUAAAAAUUUGUAAAGACGAUGAAUCUGCAAAAUUAUUUAUAAGCGAAGUUAAAAUAAUAGAAAAAUUAAGACAAUUAAAUAUUUCAAAUCAAUUUGAUAAAUUUUUUGAAAAUAUUCUCGAUUCAUCACGUACAGGUAAAUAUUUAUUAUUUACAAAUGAAUUAGAAUCUAUUAAAUCAUUAACAUUAAUUCAAUCACAACAACUUAUUGAUAUCGUUCAAUACUUAUACGAUUGUUGUAUUAUCCAUCGUGAUUUACGUCCACCAAAUUUGAUGUUUGAUAGAAGACGUCAGCAUUUAAAAUUAAUCGAUUUUGGUUUUGCCAAAACUUACGAAAUAAAUGACUUGGCAUUGGAAUUGCCAAUAGAAGGAACAAUUUCGUAUGCUAGUGAAAAUUUUUUUCGUUUUCAUUUAGAAUUAUCAGAGAAUUUAUUCUUUAAACAAGAUUAUGAAUAUGAAAGAACGUUUGAUCUACAGUGUGCAAUAAAUAUAAUAAUGAUUAUGAAACACACGUAUAUAAGAGAUAAAAUAGAUUCAAUUAAAACAUUGUUAUCUGUUCAUGAAAAAAUAUUGGCAUCAUCAAAAUUAUGGGAAAAUGUUAAAGAGGAGAAUAAAAAUUAUUUUAAAUUAUUAGAAUUAAUCAACAACUUAACAAAAUCGUCUGAUUUUGAUGUUAUUAAACAAGAUGUAAAACACCUUUAUGAAGAUUGA